AUGUUUCUCUCAACCUCUCGCGCAUUGCCGCAUACAUUGCGCGCAAUAACUCGAUCUCACACAAUUACAUUUUCCAAUAUACGACGCUCAGUCUCAACAUUAAAGGAAAAUCCUAAUAUUUACAUCCACCCACCCACCUCUUCCUCCCCCCAAAACCACACCCUAACCCUCCUCCCCACCACCCCACCAACCGCAUCCCUCUCCCUCGGCACCACCACCACUCUCCCCAUCACCCCUCAAUCCUUCACUCCCAAUCCUCGAUUCCUCCCCUUCCUCUCCACCAUCCUCCAAAAAUACGCCCAUCUAGAUCCACAACUUCACUCGCAAGCUGCCGCCUUUGCCACCACCACGACACACUUCUCCCUCUCGCCCCCAUCCUCCUAUCGUCAAAACAAAGGCGGAAAGUCCUCGAAAGGAAAAGAUUCCGGUGCGCCACCUAGCGCCAGUCAAGGCGGCGCCGGCUCCGGCGGCCACGGCGGCUACAUCCACCUCUCCGAUACCCGCGCACCCCCCGACUACGGCCGCAUCGCCUACCCAGAAGAUAUAUUCGGAUCUCUCGAAGUGGACGCGACCGGACAAUUCGUCGAAGGAGAUUCUGGGAAAGCGCCCGGAAAUUGGCAAGACUCGGGAACCUACCGUAUAGUCACCCGUGAGGGCAUCUUCGGAUUACCGGAUUUCUUGAGGGGGAAAUUGGUGGAGGCGUUGAAGGAGGAGGAGAAGAAGAUUAAUGGAAACUAA
Molecule: messenger RNA, 738 nt
Organism: Botrytis sinoallii
Lineage: Eukaryota; Fungi; Ascomycota; Leotiomycetes; Helotiales; Sclerotiniaceae
Exons: 3
Coding region: 1-738 (245 amino acids)
Source: RefSeq, a predicted model, not a curated record